CGUUUCUUCAAUUGAGUUUCCAUGGAUUUAGAUUCUACUCAAAAUCUUCGAUUGUAAUUAAGUGAGUGUCAGGAUCUUCUGUGAACAUCAGAUUAGAUUCUGCAUUGUUUUGUUUUUGUUGUUGGAAUGGCAAACGACGAGCUGGUGAAGUCUGAGAACCGUGAUACCUCUUUUAGGCAGGAUCAUUUUACGGGUAUUCGACACAACUAUGAACUCUUCUUUGGUCAUGACUACAAUUCCGCCUUCGAACAGCUACUCGAUAUCAACCUCCAGAUUGGUCCCUCCUAUGAGGGAAAUGAGGUCUGGAACCACCUCCAGGAACACAAUGUGAACGAUGAAAAGAAAGAAGAGGCAUGUUUAGAUGUUAACCAAAACGAUGGCUAUCUCUCUUUUCCUGAUAAUGAUGACUCUGGAACUUCUGAGAUUGAUAAAUCAAUUGUAGCUGGAGCCACGGGCGCUAUCCAAAAGCAAGAGUCUCAAGAUAUCGAUGAUAACUUAGAGUUGGAGAUGAGUCAAAGCAUCGAGUUUUCUCAGAAACCUGUCAUGGCUUCUCCUAGCCCUCAAUGCUGGUCUACUGACCAUGAAAUGGUCGUUGGUAUGGAAUUUUCUGAUGCCAAUGCUUGUAGGAAAGCAAUUAAAAAUGCAGCAAUUUCUCUACGUUUUGAGAUGCGGACGAUUAAAUCUGACAAGACUCGCUUCACCGCAAAGUGCAACAGCAAGGGUUGCCCAUGGAGGAUUCACUGCGCCAAAGUUUCUAAUGCGCCAACUUUUACAAUAAGGACUAUUCACGGGAGUCAUACUUGUGGUGGGAUUUCACAUCUUGGUCAUCAGCAAGCUUCAGUCCAGUGGGUUGCUGAUGUUGUGGCAGAAAAGCUUAAAGAAAAUCCGCAUUUCAAACCUAAGGAGAUACUAGAGGAAAUUUAUCGAAUUCAUGGAAUUUCACUUUCUUACAAGCAGGCCUGGAGGGGGAAAGAGCGUAUUAUGGCUACUCUUCGUGGGUCAUUCGAAGAAGAAUAUCGCCUUCUUCCCCAAUACUGUGAUGAAAUCAGAAGGUCUAAUCCCGGGAGCGUCGCUGUGGUUCAUGUGAAUCCGAUUGAUGGGUGCUUUGAACACUUGUUUAUUUCUUUCCAAGCAUCAAUCUCUGGUUUCUUGAAUGCUUGCCGGCCUGUUAUUGCACUGGACAGUACUCUUUUAAAGAGCAAAUAUCCAGGGACGUUGCUACUUGCCACUGGAUUUGAUGGAGAUGGAGCUGUAUUUCCUUUCGCAUUCGCUAUUGUUAAUGAAGAGAACGAUAGCAACUGGCAUCGGUUUCUCUCCGAGCUUCGUAAUAUUCUAGAUGUUAACUCUGAGAAUAUGCCAAAGCUUACCAUAUUGUCCAGCGGAGAGAGACCCGUUGCUGAUGGGCUCUGUUCUGGUGGACCUUUUUGGGAGGCUGCACAUUGUCUCACUGUUCUCGAGUUCAAAACAAAAAUCAACAAGAUCGAGCAGAUAUCCCCGGAAGCUUCCUUAUGGAUCCAAAACAUCUCUCCUGCUCGAUGGGCAUCUUCAUACUCCGAAGGAACAAGGUUUGGACGUUUAACUGCAAAUGUUAUUACCGAGUCACUCAGCAAUUGGAUUGAAGAUACCACAGGUCUUCCUAUAAUCCAAAUGAUGGAGUGUAUCCACCGCCAUUUGAUAAAUGUGUUGAAAGAACGCCGUGAGACGAGCUCACAUUGGUCUGAUGUGCUUGUUCCUUCUGCCGAGAGACAAAUGCUUGCUGCUAUAGAACAAUCUGGUGUUCACCGAGUUUACAGAGCAAACGAAACAGAAUUUGAAGUCAUGACUCAUGAAGGAAAUGUCGUUGUAAAUCUGGAAAACCGUUCGUGUUUAUGCGGCCGGUGGCAGGUUUAUGGUUUGCCGUGUAGCCAUGCCGUUGGAGCUAUCUUGUCUUGCAAAGAGGAUGUUUAUUUUUACACAAAGAGUUGUUUCACUGUGGAGAAUUACAGAAGAGCUUAUGCAGAAACUGUAGAGCCGAUAUCAGACAAAGGUCAGUGGAAAGGAAAUGAUUCAGAGAGAGAUAGCGAAGAUGUAAUAAAAACACCAAAGGCUAUGAGAGUUGCUCCUAGGAAGAGGAGAAUUAGGGCAGAGGAUCGUGACCGUGUGAGGCGUGUGGUUCAUUGUGGUCGGUGUAAUCAGACCGGCCAUUUCAGAACAACUUGCACUGCUCCUAUUACCGUAGGACUGAAUUGGAUGGUGGUAACGAAGUCAGAUUCCUUAAUCUUCGCCGCAGAUUACGGAAAACAAAAACACAAUGAAGACUCAAGAAACAACAACAACAAUGGUGACGACGAACAAUCUGAGUUUCAUCAAAACACACUCCAAUUGAUCCUUACGAAUCCCACUAAUCAAUCCAUCGUCAUGCAGAGAGAAUAUUCCGGCAACAGAACUUCGACUUACUCGCAGAUAUUGGUGGUGUCAUCGAUAGGUUUGAUGAUAGCAGCCGCAGUGCAUUACCGCCUGCGGAGGAUACGUGACUCCAAAAUCAUCCCUCGUCUCAGAUUAUCUCACAAACACAAAGGCCAUGAGAAACUCGAGAGAUUCUCUCAUUACGUCGCAAGGCAAAUGGGAUUCAAGGAUAGAAGAGAGUGUCCAAAUCUCUGCAAGUUAGCAGCAGAAUACAUAAGCAAAUCUGAAUGUUGUGAAGAAGAUAUCUACAGCUUUUUCUCUGAAGAGCCUGAUGCUGACACCCUCUUCAUUAAGCUUGUUGAGGAGUUUGAAAGAUGCAUUCUCAGCUACUUUGCGUUUCACUGGAGCCACGCCGAUCUCAUGAUUAGUCAGAUACUGAGCGCGGAUGCUGAGCCAAAGAGGAAGCUGAAGCAAAUUGUGAUGGCAGCGACAAGGGAGCAGAGGAUUAAGAGGGUGACUAAGAACUUAAAAGUGGCAAGAGUGUUCAACACUUUGGUAGAGGAAAUGAAAGCAAUGGGGCUCGCGUCUGCUGAUGACUCGCAGUGUACAGAAGUUAUGGCACCAGUGGCUCACAAAGACCGAAGUCCGGUUCUGCUCCUCAUGGGUGGUGGGAUGGGUGCAGGAAAAAGCACUGUUCUUAAGGACAUACUCAAAGAAGCAUUCUGGGCAGGAGCAGACUCUGUGGUGAUUGAAGCUGAUGCUUUCAAGGAAUCUGAUGUCAUUUACAGAGCCUUAAGCUCUCGUGGCCAUGUCGAUAUGAUCCAGACAGCUGAAUUGGUUCACCAGUCAUCAACAGAUGCAGCUUCAUCACUGCUAGUGACGGCUCUGAAUGAAGGGAGGGAUGUGAUAAUGGAUGGGACACUCUCUUGGGUACCUUUUGUGGUACAGACAAUAACAAUGGCGAGGAACGUGCACCGACACCAUUACAGAAUGGGAGCUGGAUACAAGGUUGGUGAUGAUGGAGUUAUCACAGAGAACUAUUGGGAACGGAUUGGUGAAAGGCAACAGCUUCAAGAGGAUGGUCGUAGGAGAAAACCGUAUAGAAUAGAACUAGUUGGAGUUGUAUGCGAUGCGUAUUUAGCAGUUAUAAGAGGCAUUAGGAGAGCCAUCAUGUGCAGAAGAGCAGUUAGGGUGAGAUCACAGCUGAGAUCUCACAAACGGUUUGCGGAUGCAUUUCCUACAUAUUGCAGCCUUGUCGACAAUGCUAGGCUCUACUGCACCAACGCACUGGAAGGCUCUCCAAAGCUGAUAGGUUGGAAAGAAAAGGAAAAGACGUUGCUAGUGGAUACAGAAGAGAUAGACUGUUUGAAACGAGUAGGAGGGUUAAACGAGAACGCAGACUCCAUUUACGAGCUUUAUAGACAACCCAAUCCUGCUUGUGAAACUGGAUCAAUCUGGAAAGACAUUGUUCUUUCACCUUCAAGGUUUAACAUUCAACAAGAACUCAAAUACUCCAUUCAGAAAGUUGAAAGAUCUAAACAACAUCUCAACAACACCAAAAUCUGAAAAGAAAACAAGAGCAGAGUCGACAAAGAACAGUGAAACUUGUUGAUUGUAUAACUUCAAUGUUGUUGUUGCAUACAGUACUAGGAGUAAAAGUUUGUUGAUUGU
Messenger RNA from Arabidopsis arenosa, 4056 nucleotides. The record is from the annotation of a GenBank genome assembly. Lineage: Eukaryota; Viridiplantae; Streptophyta; Magnoliopsida; Brassicales; Brassicaceae.